UCAAAGUUUGGUUUUAAAGAGGUUUCUUCCAUCCCACCUGUGCAAACUUCACGCAGGCGUCUGCUUCUGUCACUCAUACAUCAGAUGUGAGUCGAUGUCCGACUCUUCACUGACUUAAAGGACUCUGAGGUCCAGAUCACGGCAGCGUGACCGGCUGAAUGCACUCAUGCCUGACAUUCUGUGAAUAUGCCAAAAAAAGCCUGGACCCGGAGCGCUGCUUUUUAAAUUCUCCUAUCAAAGCAGAGGUUGCUCUGUUAUUGUAAUAUUGCUGCUAUCUGCAGUUGGAAGUGGCAUUCGAGAAAUUCAGUUUGGCACAAAUUAGUGCACGGUGCGAAAAAUCUGGAAACGUCUGCAGGAAACGCUGCAGAGGGAAACGCUGCACCAUUAAUGCUUUUAAUGCAACAACAGGGAAAUACUCUGUGUGCAGAAUCCAUUAUGAUGAAUCUGAAGAUAGAAGCUGUUGGAAGAAACGACGUGUUCUUAAGUUAGCUCUGAUUCUUACGUGUGGCGAUUGAAAGCAUGUUAUUAAAACACACAGAAGCUUCAUUCUGCAGGAGAACCUUUGAUUUGAUGCUUUAAUUCAAUAUUUCUUUAAGAAGGAUUCAAGUGGAGGGUUCAGGGUUCAAGUGGAGGAUCCGAGUCUUCCUUCCCUCCCUCCGCCUGGAUUCAUCCACAAGGCAGACAGAAGUCCUGAGUUGGCAGGUCCUCACCAGGUGGGGGCAAGCUGGUGGAGCUGGCAUGUGUGACAUGGUGCGAGAGCUGGAGCUGCGGGUGGGCACUGGACCCAGCCAGGACAGAAGUGGGGGUCAAUGGACGCUAACCAUGCCCAGCCUUUAUGCCCUCCGCUGUUGUUGUUGUUUACCAACGUGGGAACGCCGGGUGUAUAAAAAGGGAGCGGUGAGAGGAGAGAGCAACAUCGAGACCUCAGGGGAACAACCAGCUCCACCAGCAGCAGCAGCAGCAGCACCACCACCACCACCACCAGAUCUCCCAAAACCACCAACAGUCAAUCCAAGAUGGGCAGGAUUGUCUUUUACGAGGAUAAAAACUUCCAGGGCCGUCGCUAUGAGUGCGACAGCGACUGCUCUGACUUCCACACCUACCUGAGCCGCUGCAACUCCAUCCGGGUGGAGAGCGGCGCCUGGGUGGUGUACGAGAGGCCGAACUUCUUGGGCUACCAAUACGUCCUGAUCAGAGGAGAGUACCCCGAGUACCACCGCUGGAUGGGCCUCAACGACCGCCUCAGCUCCUGCAAGUUGAUCCACUUUGCCAGCGGGUCCACGUACAAGAUGCAGCUGUAUGAGAAGGCAGACUUCAGCGGCCAGGCCUACGAAACCUCCGAGGACUGCCCCUCUCUCCUUGACAAGUUUCGCAUGAGGGAGUUCAACUCCUGCAAGGUCUACGACGGCUGGUGGGUCUUCUACGAGCACCCCAACUACCGUGGACGCCAGUACUUCCUGGAGAAAGGGGAAUACCGCAAACCCGGAGACUGGGGCGCCGUCAGUCCCACCGUCCAGUCCUUCAGGCGCGUCACCGAGUGAUCCAACCUCCAUCCAAAAAUGUUCAGAAAAGAUCUACUGUGCUGACAUUUGACUUUGAUUUUCAUUGACUACUUUGUGAUUUUGAACUGAGGUCUCACAAAUAAAGCCUGUCCUGUAAGCAGA
Molecule: messenger RNA, 1664 nt
Organism: Notolabrus celidotus (New Zealand spotty)
Lineage: Eukaryota; Metazoa; Chordata; Actinopteri; Labriformes; Labridae
Product: gamma-crystallin S-like
Exons: 4
Coding region: 1017-1541 (174 amino acids)
Biological process (GO): visual perception; lens development in camera-type eye
Molecular function (GO): structural constituent of eye lens
Source: RefSeq, a predicted model, not a curated record